Phycodurus eques (leafy seadragon) is the source of this 1228-nucleotide messenger RNA. It is a transcript of the gene rad52, whose product is annotated as RAD52 homolog, DNA repair protein. Gene Ontology annotation, cellular component: nucleus. The record is from RefSeq and is a predicted model, not a curated record. The transcript has 10 exons. Lineage: Eukaryota; Metazoa; Chordata; Actinopteri; Syngnathiformes; Syngnathidae. Gene Ontology annotation, biological process: double-strand break repair via homologous recombination; double-strand break repair via single-strand annealing; mitotic recombination. Bases 14 to 1141 code for a protein of 375 amino acids.
UUGCGCUUUUAAAAUGUCCAACAUUUCCGAGGAGAGGAACGCUUCUCCCAAGCGCUUCGGCCAGUGUGCUUACACAGCCGAAGAGCAGCGGGCCGUUCACAAUGCACUGCGACAGAAGCUGGGACCAGAAUUCAUCAGUAGCAGACUGGCUGGCGGAGGACAGAAGGUGUGCUACAUCGAGGGCCACCGUGUGAUCAGUCUGGCCAACGAGAUGUUUGGAUACAACGGCUGGUCUCACUCCAUCUCGCAGCAGAACGUCGACUUCGUGGACCUGGUCAACGGGCGGUUUUAUGUCGGCGUCAGCGCUUUCGUCAAAGUGCAGCUGAAGGACGGAGCGUUCCACGAGGAUGUGGGCUACGGCGUGAGCGAGGGGCUCAAGUCCAAGGCUUUGUCCCUGGAGAAAGCGAGAAAGGAGGCCGUCACCGACGGCAUGAAGAGAGCGCUCAAGUGCUUUGGGAACGCCCUCGGAAAUUGCAUCCUAGACAAAGCAUACCUUCAGGCUAUUAACAAGCUCCCCAAGCAGACGCCGCCCGCUUUCGAUCCGGCCCGGACCAAGCGCUCGGAAAGCGAACCCUCCGUGGAGAAGGCUCGUUUCGACAGUCUGGUCCGAGAGGCUCGACCGGGGCCCGCCGCCGCCGCCGUCGCGCCGUCGGAGCCUCGAAUCGACAACUUGAGGGACGAAACGCACGCUCCUCACGCUGGCGACGUUCAAAGUGAGGGCGCCGUCUCGAGACAGGCGGCGGCGGACGCGUCGUCUUCGUCGUCCGAGUCGCACACGGACCUCAAGCAGCUGCGCAAGCUGCGGCAACAGCAGCUGCAGCAGAAGUUCCGCAGGGAGAUGGAGGCCAAGAGGCUGCAGCAGAAGCAGGAGGACACCGAGGCGGAGAACGUGGAAGGAGGAGACGAUCCCGAACUGUGGAAUUUCACCCUGAAUUUUGAGGGGUCGGACACCCCCAACAGGGAGCUCAGGCCGAGCACACCCAACAAUCACAAGAUGCAGACGCGCAGCAAGACCCCGCAAAGGAGCUCCGCCACUGUGCCUGAGGAGCAGCAGUCGCCUCCGCAUCAAGCCAGACCAGUUGAAACCUCGAGUCCAUACCGAGCUGGGCAGUCCAUGAAGAAACGCAGACUGGAUACAUGACGUUGACCUCCUUUAUUUCUAUUUAUUUUAGUGUUUUAUCUGAAUUGUUGCUGUUACUUGUAUAAAGGUUGUCAAGUUUUUGCCUUA